CCUUACGCUCUCUCUCUCUCUCUCUCUCUCAGCUCUCUGUUCUCUCCCGACUUUUCUCUCUCUCCCAAAACCGAGUAAACCUCGGGUCCCGUCGCCGCUCGCACCUCCUGUCGCGGACGCCAUCACGCAGCCAUCUUUCCUGUCUUCGGUCGCUGCCGCCGUUCGUGUCUUCGGUCGCCGCCGCCGCCCGCACCGAUUGUCGCUGCUGCCGCACUCACCGCUGGUCUCCGCCGCGGCCUACUUCUCCUUCUCCUUCUCCUUCCCCCUUCAUUCUAAGAUAAUCAUCAAGGAAGAUAAUGCAGUUCAGUUGUGCUUUUGCUGACAUGCUGACUUGAGUGUGUCGAGAAGCAUGAUUUGAGGCGAAAUAAAUAUCUUAUGUCUUCUUGGGGUGGAAUUGGAGACGGUCCUGCCAUCUUGCAAUUGCAAAAAUGGGGCCACUUGAAGUCUCAACUUGAACCAUCAAAAUAUUGUCUAGCUUCUCUGUCCCCAACUAGAGAGCUGCUGCUGCUGCUUUCGUAUGAGUGUGAAGCCCUAUUACUUCCUCUGACUUUUGAUGCCCCAGGUAAGUCCUCUUCUGAAAAUCUUCAUGAACCAAAUUCUCCAGAACCAUCGAGCACAUGCAGGUCAGAAUCUAUUGAUAGUGCUCGGUGCAGUACAAAAGCUGGCGUUCCCGUAAAAAAUAUUCUUUUUCGAAAUCGAGGCAGCUCUUCCUCAUCUCAGUAUCCUCCUGUGAUCUCUGGUGUGAAGUCAUUGGCUUGGGGACAUUGUGGAGAUGUGUAUAAUCAGUUUGAGGAUUCAGUUUUUAAAGAAUUUCUCAUUGUAUCCAGCGAUAACGGAAUUAUAGUUCAUGCUUUUCGUUAUCAGCAUAGAAAUGAAGUGUUUCAAUCUGUACCAGAAGGUGACUCUGUGGAGGGUAAGUGGGUGGAAUGGGGACCUACUAAUAACUCAGUGACGAAAUCGAAGUUCUCACAUUCAAGCACUGGUGAAAGCCCAAACGAACCCAAGAUUAUUGAAACAUCUGGAACUGUAGAUGUCUGCGAUGCAGUUGAUGAUGGUGGUUCAUCUGGUAGAAGUAUUUUACCGAAAAAUUGGUUCCAGACUUUCCAUAUGGAGCUGGAUACCGUUGUGUCUAAUGGUAAGUAUUCAGCUAGGUUUCCUGCGAAGUCAUCAAUUCCUCUUUCUGCAGAUGUUGUAUCAUUAGACAUUGGUGACAAUACUUCAAAAUUCAUAGAGUUCUUUUCUUCUUCUACUCUAUAUGGUGAAAAGGAGAAUAUAAGUGAUGGACCUGUGGUUGGACAAGUGGGUGAUCCAUCUCUUUCUGAUAGGUCAUCUAAAGGUUCAGUAAAGGCUGGUGGAGAUAUUAUAUAUAGGUGUUCGAGGGUGUUUAACAACUCCUCACAUAGAUUGAUUGGUUUAGUAUUGAAUUUCCCAGAAGAUGUAUCUGAUAAGAAUAGUGAAUUCCAUGUAAGAAAUACUGGCAAGGAUUUUGUGGUUGUUAUGAUGCUGAAUCAGUGGGGUUUGCAGUGGAUUUGUUCUGUAGACCUUCAGCAUCAUGAUCCCAGUUCGUUUCCAAGUUUAGAAUGGGCAGAUUUCCAGUUUUCCAAUGACUUUCUUAUCUGUCUUAACUCCUCAGGGCUAAUCUGUAUCUGGAAUGUUCUGUCUGGUGGCCUUGUUACGCAUUUUGAUGUUUUGAAAAGCUGUGGACUGGACAGAAGUGCUUGUUUUAGGUUAAGUCAAUCAGAACCGCCUGUAAAUAGACAUUUAGCUUCCACAAAAUCAAACUUCAGUCAGGAAGUUGAUAAAAAAAUUGAAGUUAGUGGAAGAGAAACAUGCGGUGACGAGAUUGUAUGUGCUAGAACUUUCAGAAGGUUGAUGGUGAUCUCACAUUCUUUCCUUCUUGCUGUUGUGGAUGAUCAUGGAGUUAUCUACGUAAUCAGGGCUGCUGAAUAUGUCUCAAAAAAAUGUGCUACAUUUGAAAAUUUUGUUCAUUCCUAUAAAUACUCUGAUAGUAGCAUGUUGGCAGGUUGGAAGGUUGCUGAUUGUGAAAUAGAUUGUGCGAAAAUUCUUUCGGAUCUGUCAACCGACGGGUUUUCAAAUAAAAAUCACUCAGGUGCUACUAAAUUUAGGAAAAGACAUCACCAUACUGAUGGCAAAGAAAUCCAUAAAUUCAGGAAAAGACACCACCAUACUAAUGGUAAUGAAAGCGAAUCAUGUACCUAUUCAAGUGGUUUUUCUACUUCUCAGAUAAAUGGUAGGAAAGUGUUUGCUCUUGAAUCUGAGAUCUCAUCAACUCCUUUGCGCAAAGUUUUCCUUCCUUUGGACAGAUUUAACAAAGAGGAUUGUAUUUGCUUUUCACCCAUUGGAAUUACUCGAUUCGUUAGAAGACUCAAUAUGAAACAACAAAAGGUACAUAAAAUUGUACACACUAGUUUACAUGUGGUUUCACCAGUCCUUGAUGAUAUAGAUCUGGGUACAUACUGCUCUUCUAAAAGCUUUUCUUCCUCCCGAGAAGUUGCUUUCUCUGGGGAAUCAAUUGGAUUCUCUUUUCAAGGCUGCUUGUAUUUAGUGACCGAAGAUGGCCUUUCUGUCAUUCUCCCAUCAAUUUCGAUUUCAUCCAGUAUUCUUCCUGCAGAAUUCACCAGAUACUGGCAACCAACUUUUACCGCAGGCAGCAAAAGUCAGAUUAAAACUUUUUUGGCUAUAGAUGAAAUGAAAGAGCUGGGAAGGCCUUGGCAAAUAGAGGUUUUGGACAGAACUCUUUUAUAUGAAGGCCCUGAUGAAGCUGAACGAAUUUCUUUGGAGAAUGGAUGGGACUUGAGAAUGGCUCGGAUCCGUCGCAUGCAAUUGGCACUACACUAUUUAAAAGCUGAUGAAAUAGAGAAAUCUUUGGAUAUGCUUGUGGAUGUGAAUCUGGCUGAAGAAGGCAUAUUGCAUUUGCUUUUUACCUCUAUUUAUCGGAUUUUCUGUAAAGCUGCAAGUGACAGUGAAGUGGCUUUGGCAUCUAGGCUGCUGGCUCUUGCUGCCUCCUUUGCAACAAAAAUGGUUCGAAGAUAUGGAUUAGGAGAGCAUAAAAAGGAAAAAUUCCUAUAUGAUGCUAAGGAGUUACAAAUAUCUUAUGCAAAGCCACUUGAGAGAAAGAACAAUCUUGAUGAAAUUGGCAACUCAAGGAGACUAUCUGAGAUGGCUCAAUUCUUGGAGGUUAUUAGAAAUAUCCAAGCCCAGCUGAGUUUGAAAGGUCGUAAGCUGGGUAAAUCGAUGGCAGGAGGUAUGGAUGCAGCAAUUGUGACAGAUAUAGAUGUGUCGCAAGAUGAUCCACUCCUUCCAUCUUCUUCCAUUGAUGCUGUUUCACAUGGGCUGCUAAAUACCUCAGAAGCUCGGGUUAACUUACCCUUGACAGCUACUGAAGUGGCAUUUGAUAACUCCAAAACAAUUGCAUUAUCGCCGCUAGAAUCUGCUGUUGGUGAGGUAAAUAUGAAUAAGUUUCCCGAGGCAGGUAUUGUGCAGAAUAGAACAGUUUCAAUGGAAAUCCCCAGUAUUAUGAUUGCACGCUGGGCAAUAGAUAACAUUGACGUAAAAGCAAUGGUGAAAGAUGCCUUAGACUCAGGUCAUCUCCCAUUGGCGGUUCUUCAAUUGCACCUUCUGCAGCAGAAAGAACUAGUAUCUAGGGAAGAUUCUCCUGAUACUUUCAGUGAAAUUCGCGAGAUUGGGAGAGCAAUUGCUUAUGACCUGUUUCUGAAGGGGGAAAGUGGACUAGCUGUGGAGACCCUGUUGAAACUUGGAGAAGAUGUUGAAGUCAUCCUUAGGGAAUUGUUGUUCAGUACAGUGAGAAGGUCACUUCGGAAACAAAUUACUGAGGAAAUGAAUAAGAACGAAAACCUGAGACCUCACGAGUGGAAAAUAUUGGAGCGAAUUUUUCUUAUUGAGAGGCUAUAUCCAAGUUUUAGUUUCUGGGAGACAUUUCUUGAAAGGCAGAAAGAUGUUUUUGGAGAUGCUUCAGUCUUUACCUUGCCUGGUGCGAACGGUUUGAAGUUGAAUUUUCAUGUCCACGACAAUCUUAUCCUCGAAUGUGGUGAUAUUGAUGGAGCUGUUACUGGUUCUUGGGCCACUGUGGCUGGUGGCUCUCCUGAAGUUUGUGAAGCUAGUCCUCGCGCUGGGUACUGGGUUUGUGCUGCUAUAUGGUCUUAUGCUUGGGACCAACGAACUGUGGACCGUAUAGUGCUCGAUCAGCCUUUGCAUGUUGAAGUUCAUGUCGCAUGGGAAUCCCAACUUGAAUAUCAUAUGUGUCGCAGUAAUUGGGAACAGGUCUGCAAACUCUUGGAUGCGAUUCCGACAUCUCUGUUAUCAGAGGGCAGUCUUGAAAUUAAUCUGAACAGUUCACAAAUUUCGACAAAUACAGAAACUUGUUCCAAGUUUCCUGAUCAUGCAAUGUAUAUUUGCGCUGCUGAAGAGCUAGAGCCUGUGUGCAUGGAUAUCCCUGAUGUUAAGAUUUUCACAUCUCCAGUGGUAAAUACAUGUUCAUCAUGGUUGAAAAUGCUCGUAGAGCUGGAACUGGCCAGGAAAUUUAUCUUUCUAAAAGACUAUUGGGAGAAUACUACAGAUAUCAUACCUCUCCUUGCUCGUGCAGGCUUGACCAUUGAUAAGUGUAGAAUUGUUAACGAACCAACUAUGAGCUCUCUUGAUCUAGCUGUUUUGGACACUGGUAGGAGACCUCACAAAGAUGCAGGAAAAGCAUUGCAUAAGCUUGUUGUAAGUCAUUGUACACAAUAUAACUUGCCAAAUCUGCUGGACCUUUAUCUUGAUCAUUGCAAUUUGGACCUGGACGAUGAUUUGCUUUCUCCUCUCCUGGAUGCUGCUGGAGAUUGCCAAUGGGCAAAAUGGUUACUUUUUUCAAGGAACAAGAGGCAUGUGUAUGAGGCUUCAUUGUCUAAUGCUCGUUCAAAUUUGUCUCGUCGAAUGAUCCAUGGUAGCAAUCUUAGUGUCUUGGAAUUUGAUGAAAUAAUACAUACGGUUGAUGAUAUGGCUGAAGGGGGAGGAGAAAUGGCUGCUUUGGCUACCUUGAUGUAUGCCGCUUCCCCAAUGCAGAAGUGUCUUUGUGCCGGAAGUGUAAACAGGCAAUGUAGUUUUACUCCUCAGUGCACUUUGGAAAAUCUUCGACCUGGUCUCCAGCACUUUCCUACACUCUGGAGGACACUUGUCAAUGCUUGUUUUGGGCAAGAUGAUAAUGCUUGUAGUUUGAAUUCUGACGCUGUUAAUGUAUUUGGGAAGUCAUUGCUCUCUGACUAUUUGGGUUGGCGCGAUACCAUAUUUUGCUCUACUGGAGGUGACACUUCUUUAAUCCAAAUGCUUCCAUGCUGGUUUUCGAAGUCUGUUAGAAGAUUGGUUACCCUCUUUGUCCAGGGUCCUCUGGGAUGGCAAUCUCUAUCUGGUGCAGUACCUACUGGAGAAUCGUCUUUUUAUGGAGAAAGCAGUUAUGUCAUACAUGCGACUGGAAAUGCUGGGGUUACUCCUAUAAAUUGGGAAGCAGCUAUUCAGAAAAGUGUUGAGGAGCUUUAUUCUUCAGUUGAGGAUAAGGGAUUUGGAGUGGAGCAUCACUUGCAUCGAGGGCGGGCACUAGCUGCUUUCAACCAUAUUCUUGGUUUACGGGUUUCAAAACUAAAAUCUGCCCAUACUCAAAGGGGCCUAUCUGGGCAAACUAACAUACAGUCAGAUAUGCAAGCAAUUCUUGCACCUUUGAGUCAAAGUGAAGGAUCACUUCUGUCAUCUGUUGUGCCACUUGCUAUUACACACUUUGAGGAUUCUGUAUUGGUUGCGUCAUGUGCUUUCCUUUUGGAGCUUUGUGGAUUGUCUGCUACCUUGCUCCGUGUUGAUGUGGCAGUCCUACAGCGUAUUUCUUCGUAUUAUAAUUCAGUUAGGCAGAAUCCGCAUUAUGGACAUGUUUCACCUAGGGAAUCUGCACUUCAUGCAGCAUCCCAGGAAGGUGAUACUAUUCUUUCACUUGCGCAAGCAUUAGCAGAUAAUUAUCUCCACCAUGAUCAUGCCCAUAUUUUGGAUCAGAGACAUGUUUCACAUGAAGUUUUAAAAGGGGGACAGCCUCCACGUUCUCUCAUGACUGUCUUACAACAUUUGGAGAAAGCAAGCUUGCCACUGAUUGAUGAAGGCAAAACUUGUGGUAACUGGCUUUCAAGCGGCAAUGGUGAUGGUUAUGAAUUCCGAGCUCAGCAAAAGGAUGCAAGCAUGAGGUGGAACCUGGUCACAGAAUUUUGCCAUAUGCAUCGUCUUCCUUUGAGUACAAAGUAUCUGUCUCUGCUUGCAAAUGACAAUGACUGGGUUGGGUUUCUGACAGAAGCUCAGAUGGGAGGUUUCUCAACUGAUGUUAUCAUUGAAGUGGCAGCUAAGGAGUUCAGUGAUCCACGACUCAGGAUUCAUAUAUUAACUGUCCUGAAAAGCAUGCAAUCAGCUAGGAAAAAAACGAACUCUUCAACAAUGAAUGGGUUGACUUCAGGAAAUAAUGAAAUGCCUUGCAUCCCAGGUAGCAAUAGUGUUGUUUCUGUGGAGCUUUUUGGAAUCCUUGCUGAAUGCGAGAGGCAGAAAAAUCCUGGUGAAGCCCUUCUGACGAAAGCAAAAGAUCUAAGCUGGUCUCUAUUGGCAAUGAUUGCUUCAUGCUUCUCAGAUGUGUCUGCACUUUCAUGCUUGAUGGUUUGGCUUGAAAUAACGGCAGCAAGGGAGACAUCAUCUAUCAAGGUGAACGACAUUUCUUCCAAAAUUGCAAGCAGUGUUGGUGCUGCUGUAGAGGCCACCAAUAAAUUACCAAGUGGAAGCAGAAGCCUUAUGUUUCGCUAUAAUCGUAGAAAACCAAAGCGAAGGUGUCUCAUGGAGCCUGCAUCAGGGGAUUCCCCAGAUGGUCUCAUGGAGCCUGCAUCAGGGGAUUCCCCAGAUUGUCUCAUUGAGCCUGCAUCAGGGGAUUCCCUAGAUGGAUCCUUUAAUAUCCCUAGCAGGUCAAGAUCUGCUGUGGCAUCAAUUUCUCAAGAAGUUGGUUCUGAGGAAACAAAUGAAAUGUGUACUGAAAAGUCCAAACUGUCUGUUGAUUCUGAUGAAGGACUCGCUUCUCUUUCAAACAUGAUAGCGGUUCUAUGUGGACAGCACCUAUUUCUUCCCCUGUUAAGAGCUUUCGAAAUGUUCCUGCCAUCUUGUUCCCUUCUGCCCUUUGCAUUUUCUCAAAUGCGACUGUCCGAAGCUUCGGCGCACCUUGCAUCAUUUUCAGCUAGAAUAAAGGAAGAACCGUUUUUGCAUAUGAAUGUUGCAAGGAAUGGGUCAGUCAAAACAUCAUGGAUUAGCUCCACUGCUGUAAAAGCUGCAGAAGCCAUGCUGUCAACAUGCUCAUCACCAUAUGAAAAACGGUGUUUGUUGCAAAUUCUAGCAGCGGCUGAUUUUGGAGAUGCGGGAGCUGCUUCAGCUUAUUUCCACCGGCUCUGCUGGAAAAUUAGUUUAGCUGAACCAUCUCUGCGCAAAGAUGAGGAUGCAUAUUUAGGAAAUGAAGUUUUGCAUGAUGCUUCUCUUUUAGCGGCACUUGAAAUGAAUGGCCGGUGGGAACAUGCUCGUAGCUGGGCAAGGCAGCUUGAGAUAAGUGGUGCAUCUUGGAAAGAUGCUGUCCACCAUGUGACAGAAGCACAGGCAGAAGCCAUGGUGGUUGAAUGGAAGGAAUAUCUUUGGGAUGUUCGAGAAGAGAGAGCUGCUUUAUGGGGCCAUUGCCAAACUCUUUUCCUUAGAUAUUCUUUUCCUCCAUUGAAGGCAGGAUUAUUUUUCCUCAGACAUGCUGAGGCAAUUGAGAAAGAGAUUCCGGCGAGAGAAUUACAUGAAAUGCUCCUACUUUCACUUCAGUGGCUAAGUGGCAGCAUGACUAAAUCUCCCCCUGUUUAUCCUCUACAUCUUCUACGAGAGAUUGAGACUAGAGUAUGGCUCUUGGCUGUGGAAUCAGAAGUUCAGUCCAAGCCUGAAGGUGACCUUAUCUUAUCAAACUCUAUCCAUAAUAUAGUAACUGGAACUAGUGCCAGCAUUAUAGAACAGACUGCAAAUGUUAUUGCAAAAAUGGAUGCUCAUAUAAAUACUAUGCGGUUAAGAGCUUCUGAAAGAAACGCAAUGAGAGAGAACAACCUGCCUCAUAGCCGGCACUUGCAGUUUGGUGAUUCUCAUAGUUCAGUUACGACAGCAAGCAGUACAAGAACAAAACGAAGGUCCAAAACCUAUUUGCAAAUAAGACGACCUACGGAAACUAUAGAAAAUAGUAAUGAUUCUGAUGAUAACCUCAAUUCUCCGAACAACAUUUUGAGCAGCGGAGAAGUAUCCAAAAAUACACAGAUAACAGAGGAAAAUAUGCAGAUUGAAGCAUCCGUUUCUGGAUGGGAGGAAAAAGUGAGGCCUGCAGAAGUGGAGAGGGCUAUUCUUUCUCUACUAGAGUUCGGACAGAUAACAGCUGCUAAACAGCUCCAACUUAAGCUGUCUCCAUCUUAUGUGCCACCGGAGCUUGUAUUUGUUGAUGCUGCUUUAAAGGUUGCUGAUCUUUCAUCUCCCAAUAGUAGUGGAGAAAUAAAUUUAUCAGAGCUGGAUCAUGAAGUUCUUUCAGUUGUCCAAUCACUCCCUGCGGUGAGCAAAGAUCAUGCUGAUUUGCUGCAGGUUUUGGAGUCUUUAGCAGCAAAAUGUAGUCAAGGUUGUGGGCGUGGACUUUGUUGGAGGAUUAUAUCAGUUGUUAAGUCUGCAAAAGUAUUGGGCCUCACAUUUUCUGAAGCAUUUGAGAAACGACCUAUUGAAUUGCUACAGUUACUUUCUCUCAAAGCACAGGAGUCUCUUGAGGAAGCCAAACUCUUGGUGCAGACUCAUGUUAUGUCUGCACCAAGCAUUGCACGAAUACUUGCAGAGUCUUUUCUGAAGGGUCUCUUGGCUGCACAUCGUGGGGGAUACAUGGAUUCUCAGAGGGAGGAAGGGCCUGCCCCACUUUUAUGGAGAUUCUCUGACUUCUUGAAGUGGGCAGAACUUUGUCCUUCAGAACCAGAAAUUGGUCAUGCUCUGAUGCGCUUAGUGAUGACGGGGCAAGAAAUACCACAUGCUUGUGAGGUUGAACUUCUAAUUCUUUCUCACCAUUUCUACAAAUCCUCGGCUUGCCUUGAUGGAGUCGAUGUUCUCGUUACCCUUGCAGCAAACAGGGUAGAAUCUUAUGUGUCAGAAGGAGAUUUCUCUUGUUUGGCUCGCUUGAUAACUGGUGUUAGCAAUUUCCAUGCUUUGAACUUCAUUCUUAAUAUCCUUAUAGAAAAUGGUCAACUAGAUCUCCUACUUCAGAAGUAUUCUACUGCUGACACUGGUUCUGCCACAUCUGAAGCAGUCAGAGGAUUCCGACUGUCUGUUCUCACAUCAUUGAAGCUUUUUAACCCUCAUGACCUUGAUGCAUUUGCUACGGUUUACAACCAUUUUGACAUGAAGCACGAAACCGCGUCACAUCUUGAAUUCCGAUCAACCCAAUUCAUCCAUCAAUGGUUCUCUCGCCGCUACAGAGAUCGCCAAACCGAAGACCUACUCGAAGCCAUGCGCUACAUCAUCGAAUCUGCUGAAGUCUACUCGACUAUUGAUGCCGGUCACAAAACCUACCGAGCUUGUGCUCGCGCUUCGCUUCUCUCUCUCCAAAUCCGAAUCCCUGACCUCAACUAUCUUGAACUAACCGAAACCAACGCUCGCCGAGCUUUAGUUGAGCAAUCUCGGUUCCAAGAAGCCCUAAUUGUAGCUGAAGCCUAUGAUUUAAACCAGCCUAGUGAAUGGGCUCCAGUUUUAUGGAACUUGAUGUUAAAGCCUGACCUCAUUGAAGAAUUUGUCGCAGAAUUUGUCACAGUUCUUCCUUUGCAACCGUCGAUGCUUCUCGAGUUAGCGAGAUUUUAUAGGUCGGAAGUUGCUGCGAGAGGAGACCAAUCACAUUUCUCAGUUUGGCUUUCGCCUGGAGGGUUACCUGCUGAAUGGGUUAAGCAUUUGGGGAGGUCGUUUAGGUGUUUGUUGAAGAGGACUAGGGAUUUGAGAGUAAGAUUGCAACUGGCAACAAUUGCUACUGGUUUUGGGGAUGUGGUUGAUUCUUGCACGAAGGUGUUGGACAAAGUUCCUGAGAGUGCUGGGCCUCUUAUAUUAAGGAGAGGCCAUGGUGGAGCUUAUCUUCCUCUUAUGUAGAAAUUACUCUUUUGGAGGGUAUUUUGUAAAGUCUGAGGCCUAUAAAGUUUUGUUUUGGUGUCAUCAAAUUUGUUUUCGUAACAUCUUUACAUUUUAUAGGUUUAUAUGGAAGAUGUAUUGUUGCUACACAGCGCUGAGUGAAGUGAGUUUUAAGAACUUCAUUUUGGCCUGAGCUGUUUUUGGGAGGAAGGCUUCCUUCUUUGAUCAAUGUAAUAAUUGUAUGCUGUAUUCCUGUUGGUGCUGUAUCUUAUACUCAAUUUUUUUCAUGUAUAAAAAAGACCUAGUUCUUUCUUCUUUUUUAUAAAUACAUUUUGAGC
Molecule: messenger RNA, 10517 nt
Organism: Asparagus officinalis (garden asparagus)
Lineage: Eukaryota; Viridiplantae; Streptophyta; Magnoliopsida; Asparagales; Asparagaceae
Exons: 27
Coding region: 376-10200 (3274 amino acids)
Cellular component (GO): cytoplasm
Source: RefSeq, a predicted model, not a curated record